AUGAUAGCUGACAGAGUAGUGAUAAAGAGACAUGGUGAAGGUGCUAAGCAUGUAAAAAAAACUACAGCAGUGCCAGGUCAAUCUUCGAUUGCCACUACAUUUGAAAAGGCUAAGCAGUCCGAUGAUGAAAAAUGCAAAGCAUCUGAGAUAAAGUUGGCCGCUUUUAUGGCAGAACAUAAAAUUUCCCUCAGGGCAAUGGACCACUUAAUUGAUUUAUUGCCCAUUAUGUUUCCAGACUCUCAGAUUGCAAAAAAUAUGAAGAUGAAGAGAACGAAAUGUCAAGCAAUAAUAAACAGUAUUCUAGGAGAAUCGGAAAAGCAAGAUUUGUAUGCAGAUCUAAAGGAGCAUAAAUUCUCAGUCAUGAUUGAUGAAAGCACUGAUAUCGGAGCAGUAAAAACUAUGUGUGUUGUGGUCAGAUAUUACUGUGCAAUAAAAGGUCAAAUAGUGAGCAGAUUUUGGGACCUAAUUCAAAUACAUGGCGAUGAAAUCUCUGCUACUGUGGCUGCCGCCACAGCUCAACAUCUCUUCGAAGCAGAAAUAAAAUCCUUCGAGGAAAAUUCUAUUCCUACUGAAAACAUUAUAGGAUUUGGAUCAGAUGGCUGUGAAACAGUUGGACGAGUUCUGCUCGAUUGGAAAAUACAUGCUCAACAUCUUGACUCUUCCAAACUCCAACGCGGAAUGCGAGAGAAUGUUUAG
Messenger RNA from Chilo suppressalis (striped riceborer), 696 nucleotides. The record is from the annotation of a GenBank genome assembly. NCBI's taxonomy places the organism in Eukaryota, Metazoa, Arthropoda, Insecta, Lepidoptera, Crambidae.